Carya illinoinensis is the source of this 402-nucleotide messenger RNA. RefSeq lists its product as uncharacterized. NCBI's taxonomy places the organism in Eukaryota, Viridiplantae, Streptophyta, Magnoliopsida, Fagales, Juglandaceae. The transcript has a single exon. The coding region runs from base 1 to 402 and encodes 133 amino acids. The record is from RefSeq and is a predicted model, not a curated record.
AUGAUAGCUCCAAAAGAUAUAGUUUUUGAUACAGAAACAAUGUGGAUCCAGCUUCAUAAUAUCCCUCUGGGGGGAAUGACUAGAACUGUUGGUGUAAAGAUAGGGAGCAGUGUGGGAGAAGUAUUGGAAGUGGAUGUGGAUGAGGAAGAGAUUGGAUGGGGUCCUUGCCUACAUGUUCAGAUCAAAGUUAACAUCACAAAACCUCUCAUGAGAGGUAUUAUCAGUUCCUUCAAUGGGAGCAAGGUCUGGGUUGCCUUUCAAUAUGAAAGGGUUCCAAACUACUGCUUUUGCUGUGGUACUAUCAAACAUGAGCCAGCUGGUUUCCUUGAACCUGUAGCAGUUAGGUCGAUGAAUUGGAUGAAUGAAACUCAAUAUGGUGUCUGGCUUCGUGCAUCAAACUAG